AUGCAUCUUAAGUCUUAUGUGACUGCCGCCCUAUAUGGGCUGCCUGCCCUGGCCAAUGCUGCGCCCUCCGCUUCUCCUGCUGGCGUAAAUGCCGAUCACUUCAAGACCUAUACGAUCAAGGCGGAGAACAUCACUGCCAAGCUGGUUCCGUAUGGCGCGCGCCUCACCUCCUUGCUGGUUCCAGAUCGCAACGGCAACGUCCAAGAUGUGAUCGUUGGUUACGAUGACCCCAAAGAAUAUUUGCAUGAUAGUCAAACCAACCGCACCUUCUUCGGCGCGGUUGUCGGUCGCUAUGCCAACCGUAUCAAGAACGGUACCUUCACCAUUGAUGAUAAGGACUACCACGUUCCUGAGAAUGAGAACGAUGGCGCAGACACUCUUCACGGUGGCUUCACCGGAUAUGAUAUGCGCAACUGGACAGUCACUUCGCACAGCGAUUCCUCGAUUACUUUCUCUUUGCUCGAUGAAGGUUUUGAGAAGUUCCCCGGAGAUGUCAUUACUCAUGCUACUUUCAGCGUGUCUACUGAGAAGUCUUCAGCCAACCCUAAGGGACUUCCUCAGUUGACCACAAAGCUGGUGGCUCUCUCUCUUACAAAGAAGACCCCCAUCAUGCUGGCCAAUCACCUGUACUGGAACCUGAACGCGUUCAAAGAAUCCACCGUGCUGGAGGAUACCUUGCAGCUUCCCCUCUCCAAGCGUUUCAUCGGAGGAGACAGCAUCUUGAUCCCGAACGGUACCAUCCACGACGUUGAAAACACCUACCAAGGAGCUCUGGACUUCACCAGCCCCAAAACCAUUGGCAAGGACAUCAAGAAAACUACCGGCCUUUGCGGCGCCGGGUGUGCUGGCUAUGACACAUGCUUCCUCAUUGACCGACCCUCAACAUACGCGCCGGACUCGAUGGUCACGGCCUUGAGCGCCUCGUCCAGCGUCACCGGUAUCAGCCUCGAUGUCGCAACCAACCAAGCCGCACUCCAGAUCUACACCUGCAGCGGGCAGAACGGCUUCAUUCCCACCAAGCAGUCGCAGGCGAAGCGCAACAAGGCCGAUGGUGGUGACGCCGGUGCUACCCACGUUAACAAGUACGGAUGCUUCGUUAUCGAGACCGAGGACUGGAUCGAUGGUAUCAAUAACCCUGAGUGGGGUCGUGUUCCCUACCAGGUCUUUGGUCCUGAUGAUGGGCCAUCUGUUAACUGGGCUACCUACCAGUUUGGCACUAUCUAG
Molecule: messenger RNA, 1224 nt
Organism: Penicillium vulpinum
Lineage: Eukaryota; Fungi; Ascomycota; Eurotiomycetes; Eurotiales; Aspergillaceae
Product: aldose epimerase family protein
Exons: 1
Coding region: 1-1224 (407 amino acids)
Biological process (GO): beta-D-galactose catabolic process via UDP-galactose, Leloir pathway; glucose metabolic process
Molecular function (GO): aldose 1-epimerase activity; carbohydrate binding
Source: RefSeq, a predicted model, not a curated record